Molecule: messenger RNA, 351 nt
Organism: Gongylonema pulchrum
Lineage: Eukaryota; Metazoa; Nematoda; Chromadorea; Rhabditida; Gongylonematidae
Source: the annotation of a GenBank genome assembly
GAAUUCCUCGUCGAAUGCUACGACUGGGACAAAGAUGGCAAAACAGAAUUGGAAUUCACAGUUGCAAUCGAUUUUACAAAAUCAAACUUACCAUUUGAAAAUGCCGCUUCCCUACAUCACGUUGCUGGUGAAAAUACCAGUCAGUAUGAAAUUGCAAUCCAGGCUAUUGCCGAAAUUUGUCAGUACUAUAAUAACAGUCAGCUGUUCUAUGCCUAUGGCUUCGGUGCGCGUUUACCUGGCGAUAAUCGCAACAAGUCGCUGUUGUUGUUGCUGGAAUUAGCCUCAGACAUACCCAAAGCGUAUUUUGUAGUCACUCCAGUUGGUAUACCAUCAGCAAAAACGUGGGUCUGA